Molecule: messenger RNA, 1082 nt
Organism: Paramecium pentaurelia
Lineage: Eukaryota; Ciliophora; Oligohymenophorea; Peniculida; Parameciidae
Source: the annotation of a GenBank genome assembly
AUGAAUGGAAUUGUGAAGUAUUAAAUCAUUUAAUUAGUUCUUUUGAAUUGUAGUAAAUUAGAUCAAAGUCCCAAGAUAAUUUGAAAUCAGUAAUUUGAAUUGAAAAAUUUAGAUAGUAGUUAUGAUAACAAUACUCAGCGGAUUUUGCUUAUUAUACAAUGCUCAUUUAAUAUUUUAAUGGGACUAUAAAAUAAUCAUUAUCUACUGCUGCGUAUCCUCCUUCACAAUAAUGGUACAUAAAUUACUUAAAAGUAGAAAGUAUAAUAAUUAAUUAUUUCUAGUCUUUCCCAAUACUGUUGUUUUAAUAUUUUUGAAAGUUUACUCUUAAUAUCCUAUUUACUUUCCAUAGUAUAUUAUAUAGAGAUAGAGAAAGUGAAUAUUAAUUUCAUUUCUUAUGCUCAACUUGUUUUACAAUUCUUAAUUUUAUCAGUCACAGUUCUUGUUAAUAGAAGUACAUCAGAUAGUGAUACUUUAGAUUAAUCAUUUUAGAUUUAAGAGAUUGUAAAUUGAUUAUAAAUUUUUAGCUAAUAGCUGCAUUUAAAAGUAUCAGUGCUCUUCAACUUGUAUUUGUAAGUCUUAGGAUAACAGAACAAAUAACUUGGGGAUGGAUUUAAACAUUAAUUAUAAUAUGGUUUCUUCUAGGAUUGUCCUUUGUAAUAGCCAUAUGUUUAUUAAUUGAUAUACUAUAAAAAUGCAGAAAUAAAUAAGAUGGUAUUGAAGAAGAUAAAAAAUCAAUUAUUAGUUAAAUUAAUAUAUAUAUUUAAGUUUAAGGAGGAAUUUGGUUAAAUUUGAUUUCAUUUGGAAUCACUUUAGUACCAUUCACAACACUAUUUGGAUGUGCAUUAAAUUAUGAUUUUAAAGUUAUCUAAUUAAAUUAAUAUGCAUUUGGAUUAACUAUUCUGUAUUAUCUACUAUAAUUAGCUUAUUUUUAUAAGUUUAAAUAAAAACUAAUGUAAGAAAUCAAUAAUAAUAGAGUGAUUACUUUUUAUAUUAUGAUAUGGCUUAGAGCAAUCUAUAUGUUGAAUAAUAAAUAUAAUAAAUUAAUCAAAAUCAAAAUUAAAUUGAAAAUAGAAUAUAAUUGA